Sander lucioperca (pikeperch) is the source of this 2009-nucleotide messenger RNA. RefSeq names its product homeobox protein Hox-A7. NCBI's taxonomy places the organism in Eukaryota, Metazoa, Chordata, Actinopteri, Perciformes, Percidae. The transcript has 2 exons. Gene Ontology annotation, cellular component: nucleus. The record is from RefSeq and is a predicted model, not a curated record. Gene Ontology annotation, molecular function: DNA-binding transcription factor activity, RNA polymerase II-specific; RNA polymerase II cis-regulatory region sequence-specific DNA binding. The coding region runs from base 1 to 684 and encodes 227 amino acids. Gene Ontology annotation, biological process: anterior/posterior pattern specification; regulation of transcription by RNA polymerase II.
AUGAGUUCUUAUUAUGUGGAUGGUCUUCUUAGCAAAUAUACGGCGGGCAGUUCUCUCUUUCCAAACGUGGAGCGGGCUUCUUGUAGUAUUGGACCCAGUGGAGAGGACUAUGCCUCGACUCGGACUGCUGCGGCCAUCGCGUUUGCACCGUCUCUGUCUGGAGUUUACAGCGUCAAUAAUGCACCAGUGUACCAGAGCCGCUCCAUGUUUACCUCGGGAUAUGGCAUGGGGCAGGACGCGCGCACACUGCACUGCAGCCUGUUUGACCAGAGUCGCCUGUUCACCGACAGCUGCUGCCAUCCGGAGCCGGGUCCCCUCACCUCGCCGCCGGACAAACAAUACCGGAUGUACCCCUGGAUGAGAGCAUCAGAUCCAACCCGAAAGCGGGGGCGGCAGACCUACUCUCGGUACCAGACCCUGGAGCUAGAGAAGGAGUUCCACUUCAACCGGUACCUGACCCGCAGGCGGAGGGUCGAGAUUGCCCAUGCCCUCUGCCUCUCAGAGAGACAGAUCAAAAUCUGGUUUCAGAACCGCAGGAUGAAGUGGAAGAAAGACCACAAGGAGGAACCGGUGUCCACCCCCGGGGAAAAGGACGGUGAUAUUCUGGCAGUGCCAGAAGCCGGAGAGCCCAAAGCUGGAGACAUCCGGAGCGCCGGUUUGGAGUCAGAAACGGCUGCAAAGUAACGAAAGACCGGAACAGAGAAUUAAAUCAAAGAAACGCACUGUUUAGUAUGAAUACGGGAUACAUCUCAGAUGUUUCUCAUAUACCAUUCAUGCACUAAGAGCCUAUAUGCUGAUUAAUUGAAUGACAGCUGAAGGCCAUUAUGUAAUAAGCAUUUAACAGUAGGCUGUGGGUCUGUAUUUCACAUUUAAACCCAAAAUACAUAAAGAGGCUCCAGCAUGAAUGAGCGAUAAUGACUACCUUUCCAAACUAUAUUUUUAUAUAUGCAAUACGAUAUAUGUAAUUCCCCCUGAUUGUACUACUGAAUCAACAUUCCUUAACGAAAAACUACCUAAUAUUUUCCUGCUAAUAUUAAAACACUGACACAAGGAAUUCAACGUUAAGUUGAAAUUGACUGUAGGCUACAUUAAUCUAUUCUACCUAUUCGAGUAAUUCUUCUCCACAGAAGGUUGUCUUUUCUAAAGGUAACAAUACACUAUUGUGCGCAAAUUUGCCUAAUUUUGAGUAUAGGCUAAUUAAAAGUGAACUUUGUAUUGGUUAAAUGCCUCCAACUGUGAUUUAGCUGCUUUCAUAGAUGUCAGUAAGUCUACCGCUGUAUCGUUUUUUUUUUAAAUAAGUAUAACUGCUUAUCACUUAGAAUGUUAAUAUGCCUGUUUUCGAUACUAAUUUACCUCUUUAUACAUCCCAGGAUUAACACACAUUUGUUUAGUUUCGGAUGAUCUACCUCAGAUUCCCAGAAAGUCAACUUGCUUAUAAUGUAAACCGGAAUACCCAUUUGUAAAUGUUUUGAAGUCUUAGCCGUGUACUUUAAAAUGUUCUUGUCUAUUAUAUUAAGAAACAAAUUCAGCCUCAACAUUUCACAAUUGUAUAUGAAUUGGCUAUUGUGAUCUUAAAUGUGCAAAUACUGUGAUAUAUUCAGGUUCAGUGCUUACGUUCUUAAUGUGAAGUACAACAUGUGAACAAAAAAAAUAUCAAAAGCCCCUGGGAAUGUUUUAAAUCUGUAAAUGAAAAUAAUUGAAUAAAAUAGCCUUUACCUGUCUAUUUGUUUGCAUGUAAUAUUUGCCUUCAAUAUUUUCGAAUUUAAUAUUGUGUAACCACAACAAUGAUACUAACCACAGUCAUUAUAACACGCGCCGAUUGAGUGAUAUGUUGCUCCCAGUCACCAGUAGGUGCUGUUUAAUGUGGCCAAGAUUGGGUGGCAUGUAAUGAAACAUGUUGCAGUCCAUUAUCAGUGUUAAACACUUACGUUGGGGAAUGUGAACUAUUAGAAAGCGAGAUGGGACAGGCUACAGAUGAAGGAAAUUACUGUUGAACUCUGCAUUCCCUC